CACAACCACCAUGAACUCUUGCUCCUUCACUAUUUUCAUCUUUGCCGCCGUUAUCUCUAUCAGUUGUUUAACUUCAACUAGAGCUGCCACGUGCCAUCCCGAUGACGAAACGGGUCUUUUAGCUUUCAAAGCCGGUAUAACCCGAGAUCCUUUGGGCAUUCUCAGCACUUGGAAGAAAGGAACUGAAUGCUGCUCCUGGAUGGGUGUCAUUUGCAUCACCGGGGAUCGCGUCACCGAACUGCGAAUAUACGGAGGUGGCGGAGGCUCUCUCUGGGGAAAUAUCUCAAUGACGUUGGCAAGACUUGAGCACCUCGAGUCAGUUUCCUUCACCUAUCUCAAGAUCACUGGAUCUUUUCCUCAAUUCCUUUUCAAAUUACCAAACCUAAACCUAAUUCGCAUCUCUCAUACUCAUCUCUCUGGUCCCCUUCCUGCCAAUAUCGGCGCGCUAAGCCAAGUUGAAGAUGUAGCUCUGGAUAACAAUAGGUUCACUGGUCCGAUCCCGAGUUCGAUAUCAAAAUUGACUCGGUUAACUUGGCUCGAUCUAGGCGCCAACCGCCUCUCAGGAACCAUUCCAAAUAUUUUCAAAUCUAUGACGAAGCUUCUUGGUCUGGAUCUCUCCCGCAACAAAUUCUUUGGAAAACUUCCUACGUCGAUUGCAUCGCUUGCACCAACUGUCACGUUCCUUGAUCUGAGCCAGAACAAUCUUUCAGGGGCAAUUCCUAACUAUUUAUCGAAAUUUGGAGAGCUCUCCACAUUGGAUCUCUCGAGGAAUCGGUUCUCAGGGGCCGUGCCGAUUAGUUUCGCAAAUAUGACUAGUAUUUUCCAUCUCAAACUCUCCCACAAUCUUCUGACCGGUAGAUUCCCUGCCAUGAAGUUCGUCGACGGCAUUGGCUCUCUAGAUCUCUCCUACAACCAAUAUCAUUUCGAAAUGAUUCCAGAAUGGGUAACAUUGUCACCUGAAAUAUACAAUUUGAAGCUUGCUAAAUGUGGAAUCAAGAUGAGGUUCGAAGAUUGGAAGCCAGUGAGAACCGAAUCUAUGCAUUACGUCGACUUUUCAGAAAAUGAUAUCUCAGGGAGUCCAGCAAGUUUCCUGAACCACGCAGCAGCUUUGUUGGAGUUCAAGAUGUCAGGAAACAAACUUCGGUUUGACUUUGGGAAGGUAAAGUUCACCAAGUCGUUGAGAAGCUUGGAUCUGUCAAGAAACUUGAUAUAUGGAAAGGUGCCCGUUUCGGUGGCUGGGCUGCAAACACUCAACUUGAGUCAAAACCAUCUUUGUGGAAAGCUUCCAGCUACAAAGUUCUUGGCCAGCGUCUUUGGCGGCAACGAUUGUUUAUGCGGUUCUCCACUUUCUCCUUGUAAAGCUUAAUUAAUGAGCAAUAAAUAAUACUAUCUUAUAUAUGG
Messenger RNA from Camelina sativa (false flax), 1401 nucleotides. RefSeq lists its product as uncharacterized. Gene Ontology annotation, molecular function: protein binding. The record is from RefSeq and is a predicted model, not a curated record. NCBI's taxonomy places the organism in Eukaryota, Viridiplantae, Streptophyta, Magnoliopsida, Brassicales, Brassicaceae.